This is a messenger RNA of Diatraea saccharalis (sugarcane borer), 1515 nucleotides long. The record is from the annotation of a GenBank genome assembly. NCBI's taxonomy places the organism in Eukaryota, Metazoa, Arthropoda, Insecta, Lepidoptera, Crambidae.
AUGGCCCAGUCUAAUGCUACUGGAUCAUCGGGGGUUGUAAGGAACAGCGCACUGUCGUUUGUAGAAGAAGCAGCGCCUGCGCAAGGCAGCUGUCAAGAAGAUAUAGCACACUGUUCAAAAGAGCCAGUUGGUCAAGAUAGAAUGGUGCCAGCAGGACUGAAAGCUUUAUGUGAAGCAUAUUCUGGUCUAUAUCCAGACCAGCCUAAUCCCCUGCAAGUGACUACCAGACUUAAAUAUUGGUUAGGUGGACAUGAUCCCUUGGACUACAUUAGCAUGUACUGGAACCCUGGCAAACCAGUGGAAAAUAUACCAGCACAUUGGCAUUAUGUAAGUUUCGGUUUAUCGGACCUGCAUGGUGACGGGCGGGUACACGCAGGAGGCGGGGUGACGUCGGGAUACGGGCUCGAGUUGACUCUUCGUUUGGCGGCCGACACAUCGAGCACGUCUGCGGGGGCACAGCCUCCACUCUGGCCUGCCGCGUUACUACAAGCGCUCGCCAGAUAUAUAUUCACCACUGGCAACAAGUUCUGUGCUGGUGACCACAUAAGUUGGCACGCGGCUUUAGAUGGGGAGACGCGGGGUGGGUCACGAAUUCGACAUCUCCUCGUAGCCGAGGAUCCACAGUUGAAGGCUAUCGAUACCCCGCAUGGAACCGUCGAGUUUUUGCAGGUUGUGGGCUGCACUGGAAGAGAACUGAGAGCCGCACAGCGUGGAUCCUGUAUGGACGUGCUCAAACUUAUAGGCGAAGAUCCAAGGUGUGGGGCGGGCGGGUGGCUAGUGACGCGCGUGUCUCGUCGCGUGUCGGCGCGCGGUGUCCGCACGCGUGUGUCCGGGCCCGCUCAGCUGGCGGGCGUCACGGCCGCAGUGCGGUACCACGCUCUACCGGACAACAAACAGUGUGGUAGCGAGGACGCUUCAGUUUCCCCUGGACUAUCACCCAGGGUAGAGCAGGAAAUCAAAGAGACAUUGCAGCGAGGUCUCAGCUGUAUGAGCACUGACAGGAGCGGGCCUGAAGGUCACAUGUCAACGGAUAGUUUUGAAAUGUCAAGUAUAGAACGAGCGUUACCACGAAUACCGGAAGUGAUGCAGGGGUCAUGGCGGGGCGAGGAGGAGGUAGAAUUCUAUCCCGGAGUACAUUUGAUAAUGAAUGCUGAAGGAGCGAGCUUGUUACCUUUAGCCAUAGAUGGUCGAGUGUUGCACGGUCGUCAUUUCACCUGGCGUUAUGGUUCGCGCGCGGUCACGUUACUGCCGACGGGCGUGUGCGGCGCCGCCACCACUGUACACCAACCGUACGCCGCCAGGGGACUGUGGAUGCAGAUUUUAAUACCAAACCCGUUAGCUUUUGACAUGUCAAAGAAAGUGGCGAAAUUUUCAAGCCUCGCCGAAACAGAUUCCGAGUCGGACAGCGGCGACGAGAAGCAAAAGAAUGAACCAAUACUGCUUCCUCUCACUCUCUCCUGGCCGGAAUACAACUUUAAAAUUACUAUUGUACAAGACUUGGACGUUUUAUUAUAA